Molecule: messenger RNA, 5641 nt
Organism: Anopheles darlingi
Lineage: Eukaryota; Metazoa; Arthropoda; Insecta; Diptera; Culicidae
Gene: Prp4k
Product: serine/threonine-protein kinase PRP4 homolog
Exons: 7
Coding region: 196-3222 (1008 amino acids)
Biological process (GO): mRNA cis splicing, via spliceosome; peptidyl-threonine phosphorylation; peptidyl-serine phosphorylation
Molecular function (GO): protein serine/threonine kinase activity; ATP binding
Source: RefSeq, a predicted model, not a curated record
UCGUUGUUUUGGUUCGCGGUGUGAGAGCUAAUUAGCAUCAUUAGCAACUGCCGCAGCCAUUCGCAUUGGAAAAGUACCAAGAAAGUGGAAAACUGUGGAAAUUGCGCUCAGAUCCACGGAAAGUUUGCUCGCAAAGUUUUCAUCAAAAAUCUGACCUUGUGGCUUAGUUUUGUGGCUGAAUCGAAUCGUGCAAGGAUGACUACUCGGGAAGUGAUUCAAAUCGCUUCGGAUGACAGCGGAACGGCGGAGGACGAGCAGCAAAAAAGCCCCCUGACCAGCAGGAGCGAUCCAAGCAAACACGGUAGCAGCUCGCGCAAACACAAAAAACACAAGCGCCACAAGAAAUCCUCCAAGACAGACAAGGCGGAGAAGCUGUACAAAAGCAAAAAGCACAAAAAACACAAGCGGAAGCAUCGCGAUGAAGAUGACGCCGAGGACGAUAGUGCGUCGGAUGUGGUGGAACUGCCGCGGAACGGUGCAAAAGUGGUCGAAGGGCGCAAACCGGCUGCCACCGAUCCAGCAUCGUCGAAACGCCGUAGCCCUUCGGUAAGCGAUGGCGAGACGGAGGAGAAUUCCGAUGUGGGUCGCGAGAGGGAACGGAUGCGGUCGAAGAACAACAACGGCAGCGUGAGGACGGUGGUGGUUGAGAAGCGCAAGGGACACAUAUCGACGGAUCCGGACAAACUGGUGCAUCUGCUGACACAGGAGCUCGAGAAGCGUAAAGAGGACGUCGUAUCCGUGGAGAGCGAAAGCGAGGGCACCGCGGUGGAAGAUGCACCCAGUCCGGACGUAGCAGUGAUCGAAGACGAUGAGCUCAAUCUAGAGGAGCUGAUGCGCCAGAAGGCACUGCUCCAGGCACGGUUGGGUGAGUAUGCGAGUGAUGAGGAAGAACCCGAGGGUCGCAACAGAUCCUCACGUUCGGUGCCGGCCAAGAAGGCCAAGGUCGAUGGUCAAGCUGAUGGCGUUAUAACGAUAAUCGACGGAGACUCGACACCGGACGAUGCGGAUCAACCGUCUCGGAAAGCGUCGGCUGGUAGCACGAACCGUGCCUCCCGAGGCACUAAGCAUGACCAAUCUGCAAGCGGCGGCACCGGUAGAAGCUUAAACGAUUCCGACAAGCGGACGAAAGAGCAACAGGAUCGUGCGAAACACGCCGAACGUGAACGGGAUCGCGAUCGUGAGCGUGCCAGGGAUGAGCGGCGUAAUCGGGAGGAGGACAACUACAAGCGCCGCAUGGCUGAGGAAAGGUUCGAACGAGAGAAGGCUCGCGAACGUGAACGUGAUCGAGAUAGGGAACGGGCGAGAGCUCGACAACGGGAUCCACGGGAUCGUUCGGUGGAGCGGUUUCGAGACAGAAGAGCCUAUUCUCCGCGUGAUCGUGAUCGUGGUCGCGGUGGUCCCGGUGGUCCCGGUGGGUUGGCAGGACGCGAUCGUUUCCAGCGAGGUCGCAGCCGUGAUCGUGAGGUGCGCGGAGGUGCGGGUCGGUUCGAUCGCGAACGGGACCGUGAUCGUGGUUGGGAUGUGAGGGAUCGCGAUCGUAAUAAUCGCGGUUGGCAGCGGAACGGUCGCGACGGACGUGGUGAUGGUCGUGCUGGAGGUAAGGCCAAUCGUAAGGCGGAAGACGAUCGGUUUAAGGAUUCGCUCAGCGAGGGUCUUAAGCAGCACAAGGAAUCUAGCAGCGACAGUGAAAUCGCGGACAUCGAUAUUGAUGAUGAGGAAGACGAGGAGAAGAUCAUUGAGAAGCGUCGUAAGGAGCGGGAAGCGUUGCUUAAGAAACUGGGUGCUGUGAAUGAAGAUAGCAACACAGGAACGGAGAUGAUGGAACCACCGGAACUGCGGCAACUUAGUGCUGCCAGUGCGGGACCGGCCUCGCGGAAUGAAUCACCUGGCAACAGUCAGGAUGCGACGAUCGAAAUUGAGCAUUCGGACGAUGACCGGUCCGAUCAAUCGCUCACCCCACCGAUACCGAGCGAGCGGAAGGAUCUGAUGGAACAGGUAGAACGUAAGCUGAAAGAACCCGAAGCAACGAAAGACCUGGACAGGCAGAGUAAGGAACCGAAACAUACUGCGAAGGAAAAUGCUAAACGUCCCGAAUGGGACAUGUUUGCCGAACAGGACAUCGACUCCAACUUCGACUCACCCGGCACGGUGGUGGGCGGGAGCAGACAGGCGCUCGAGAAUCCGGCCCUCACGGACAACUGGGACGACGCGGAAGGCUACUAUCGUGUCCGGAUCGGUGAGGUGCUCGACAACCGGUACGUGGUCGCCAACUACACCGGCCAGGGUGUGUUCAGUACGGUCGUGAAGGCACGCGAUCAGGCCCGUGGCAGUGCUUUCGUCGCAGUGAAGAUCAUCCGGAACAACGAGAUCAUGCAUAAAACGGGACUACGGGAGCUGGAGAUUCUGAAGAAACUGAACGAUGCCGAUCCCACAGAUCGCUAUCACUGUUUACGCUUGUAUCGUCACUUCUUUCACAAACAGCAUCUGUGCAUGGUGUUGGAGCCACUGUCAAUGAAUCUGCGUGAGGUACUGAAAAAGUAUGGCAAAAAUGUCGGUCUACACAUCAAAGCAGUGCGCAGCUAUACGCAGCAGUUAUUACUGGCACUGAAGCUGCUGAAAAAGACCGGCAUCCUGCAUGCCGACAUCAAGCCGGACAAUAUUCUCGUGAACGAAAACAAUCUCGUGCUGAAGCUGUGCGAUUUCGGGUCCGCUUCGUCGAUCACCGAUAACGAGAUUACGCCCUAUCUCGUUUCGCGUUUCUACCGUGCACCAGAGAUCAUACUCGGACUACCAUACGAUUACGGUAUUGAUAUGUGGUCGGCCGGUUGCUCGAUCUACGAGCUGUACACCGGCAAGAUUCUGUUCAGCGGCCAGUCCAACAAUCAGAUGUUGAAGGUGUUCAUGGAUCUGAAGGGCAAGAUACCGAACAAGCUGAUACGGAAGGGUCAGUUCAAGGAUCAACACUUCGAUCAGAACUGUAACUUCCUGUCGCACGAGAUCGAUAAAAUCACCGAACGGGAAAAGAUUGUGGUUGUUUCGAUGAUAAAGGCGACUCGGGAUUUGCAGCAGGAGUUGAUAGCAGGCCAGAAUCUACCCGACGAUCAGAUACGUAAGGUAUCGCAGCUGCGCGAUCUGUUGGACAAAAUGUUCGCCCUGGAUCCAGCCAAGCGGAUAUCGUUGAACCACGCACUGGCCCAUCCCUUCAUACAGGACAAGCUGUAAGAGGUGUAGGAUUCUUCGACGCGUAUACCACCGGGAACAGCAUUCUAGGCCCUUUUUGGAUGGAUAAGCAUUCUGUAAACAACGCUCACUGCUAUAUAUAUAUUUACUAUACAUGCAUAUAUCAAUCCACAAACCUAUUCACAAUCCCUUUUCUUACCUUCACAACGAUCGGUGCUCGCGACGACCGCUUCAUGAUUUGAACUGAAGGAAGACGACCGACCCUCCACGCAAAAGAACGUGCGAGCCUAGGUACCAGCCGUCAGAGAACCUUGUAGAGACCGUAAUCUCUAGUAUUUUUCGAGGUGCAAAAAUAACAGAGACAUAGAGCGAGAGGUAAACAACAACUAAACGCAACACUCAUGUAGUGUCCUGUAUCUCGGUCGUUUUAACAGGGAGAAAAUGAUCUAAAUCAAAUUCCAAAUGAAACAAAAACCAAUAUUUCUCAUUUGCGCACUGUACAACAUUAUCAAAGGCGAGUCGUGAUGGAGUGUACUGUCUAUUGAACUAGAGGAAGAAUGUGCGAGUUAGGAGUUCAUAUAUAUUUUGUCCAUUUGUAUCCCUCCUCUCACCUUGGAAGUUGUAUGUUAAAGUGUUCUAUGAUGUAGAGAAGCUUAGUAGGAAAGCAUAUCUUUUUUUAAAUUUUAUUUUAACAAUCUUACGUAGCGAUUCAUGACGAUAUUUAAUCGUGAAUCGAAAUGUUCAUAAAUGUUACUUGCCAUUCGUCCGACCGUGAGCGGGGAGUCGUCGAAGCUGAACGUUUUAAUUUGUCCUUUUUGAUUAAUUUUUCUGGUAAAGUUAUACAGUAAUGAGUUUUAAUACUUAUACCCUCUGUUACAAUCAGUCUGGAUUAAGCGACCAAUGAAAAGAAACAGUAAUAUGGAACAAAGUGUCGCGCGAACCAGGAGCAAAGAUAUUCAGAUUAGCUAAUGAUAAAAUGGUAGAGAGGAAACGGGGUAGCCAAAGGCCAAACCUAGAGGUCCGAUCCCGUACGGUGCGGAAAUAAAAUGAACUCCUUACAACCAGCAUAAAGGAUCGAUGGCUUGGUGAAAGCGAACAACUUGCGGACAGUCUAAAUUACCUUUGUCAAAUCACAAAACCAUCUUUAUUAUCUCUGCAUCCUAGCUUGAUUAGUUGCGAACGGUUUUCAUUACAUUGUCUUAUCUUAUUUCAGCCAGAUUUGGAUGACGUUGAGUGCGAAGCGGUCAAGAAUAUGACGAACAACCCUCGCCACCGACGGAGCGCACAGUCAUUGUGUCAAGAUUGGGUCAAAAUGGAUCUCAUCUCAUGGAAGCCAAAAAAAAAGUAAACACAUAAUGCUUAAAACACAUACCGAGCAGUGGCGCUGGUAAGGGCGCUAGUAGAUGGCUUCAUGUGGUACUAAUCGUGUGUUUCUAAAUCAUCCUACUCCAUCCAAGAUGCGGAUCGUGUCGCACAGAGUGCUGCCCACCGGCGGGUAUUCACUACUGGGGCUCCCGGGCUCCCCCCAGCGGCUCGAAACCGUGGCAAGAGCAAUGGGAGCGUAAUGGCCGUGUCUGAGAGGUAGUGAUGACGUUGUACACCUUUGAUUACCUUUUCUUUCGAUUAUACUGUUUUGAGCAUAUAACACUUGCGACCAUUUUCAGCCAAGAAGCGUGUUACGUGUUCCAUCAUUAGUGAGAUGUGUGUAGGGGUGUAGAGUAGUAUUUCAAAAAUAAUUCCCUUUUGCCAUCCCGUAUCACACAUAUCCAUGCUCUUUACCAAUGUUCCUCGCCUCACUCAUACCAGUUCUUCGCGAGUUCUCUCUUUUCCAUACCAUACGCCCUCUGUUUGAUCUGUUCAUACCGACUCUUUGUCCACUUUUCAACCGUUUCGAUAGCUCCAGUUCGUUGUUUGGAUUGGAUUAUGGGCAUAUCACAGAGCCUAGUUGUCCUUUUUCGUGCUACGUGCAGCAAGGCGGUAACUUCCGGAUCAAGCCGAGCAUGCCGAGGGAACGCUCAUGAUUGAUCAGGUUGUUAUGUGUAGUCGAUCCAAGAUUUUCUUGAGAGCGCCAGUUACUCGUCUCCUGCGUUGUAUUCACUUCUUUUCAGUCUGAAAGCGGGCCCAAGACCGACCAACAACCUCUGGAGAGAGAGAGAGAGAUAACGAGUAGGAUGGUAAACCGCGGUUUUAUGGAUCUACCUAUCAUCCAUUAUGUGGCAGAGACAAAUCAUCAUUCUCAGCUUCUGUGGGGCCCAAAAUAACAGUGUGCAGAGAGCACAAAUCAGUCAAUCAAUCAAAUAGGAGGUAAGUCUCCAUUAACGCAACGUCAUCCGAAUCCCCAUUGUCGCAAGUGUUUAGGUGACAUCGAAACCGUGGAACAUUCUCUGUUGGGUUGAACUGGUGCGAACUUGGAAGGCGAACACACAUUGAAUAAAUCGUUUCAUCGAGAGACAUUGCAAUA